Annulohypoxylon maeteangense is the source of this 722-nucleotide messenger RNA. RefSeq lists its product as uncharacterized. Lineage: Eukaryota; Fungi; Ascomycota; Sordariomycetes; Xylariales; Hypoxylaceae. The coding region runs from base 460 to 675 and encodes 71 amino acids. The transcript is spliced from 3 exons. The record is from RefSeq and is a predicted model, not a curated record.
UCGUACGAUUCAAACGGAAAGCUUUCCCCCAACGUUACCCCGAUGGACUACCUCAUUGGUGAAGUCAUCAAGGGGAGCUUUCCCCGAUUCUUAGAGCCUGGCUCGUUGAUCAAUCAGUCCCAAACGUUUGCUUCGGACAAUUGAAAGUUGCAGUAGCGUUGGCUGUAUCUAACGAUAUUGCUUAUCUUUUAUACAUUGAGUAACCAGCUAGUUCUAUGUGGGAUUCUGCCGCCGUAUGAUUCGAAAGGUCGUGUGGUCCAUUGGGCACAUGUCGAAUCUACAUAAAGAGAAUCCUACUCACCCUCCUUUCUCCUCCCACCUCCUAUUCUCAUAUUAUCCAUUGCCUUGACAUACUACAAUCAUCCUAAGUACUAUUUCGUGAAACCGUAUCAAUAUUACGUAGAGCAUCAUUAGUAACAAGCUACAUAUCUGGAAAAUAAAUACGCCACACAGAUCAAUAUGGACAGCGCCAAGACAAACAAUCAAACACCUACCAGCCCGACUCGACGAAGGGGCUCCGGACCUACCUUCGAUGGUCUCAUGAACCAGAAGCGUGGCAGCGACAGCACUUCCAUGGCUAGACGAGCCAGUCUUCACGACCAGAAGCCCCAGGCAGGCUUCCUCGGACAGAUGUGGCAUAGUUUCACACGCGGUUCCUCAAGCCCUACGAAAUAAGCCUAUCCGUACACCAAGUACUUAAGACACGAUUCAACGAAUCGACA